Ectocarpus siliculosus is the source of this 3434-nucleotide messenger RNA. The record is from the annotation of a GenBank genome assembly. Lineage: Eukaryota; Phaeophyceae; Ectocarpales; Ectocarpaceae.
AUGUUCCCCUCGCAGCCGAUGUUCACGGACGUGGAGGUAUGGGAGGAACACCACGACCACGACGCCUCCGUCAACUGUUACAUAGGCGGGGUUAUCUACAUCUGCACGUUAGCGGCAUCUGUCGGGUGCUUUUGUUUCGAUAAGAAGCGGUCUGCGCGGCCCCCGACGAUCGCACACCAGGCAUCAACAACAUCCUUCUUGGACUACACCCCAGAGAAUGUCCCCAGUCCAGGAGAAGACGAAGGAGCCGCGAUUCUGCCGAGGGGGGUAGCUGUGGACGGAUCGAAAGUGGCGGUGGGCCGCCCGAAGCUGCAGCUGUCCACCGAGUUGUUGCCAGAAGAGGCUCUGGAGAGGUCAAAAGUGGGGAACCCAUUCGAGAAGAAGAAGUGCGAAAAGCCCGGCGACAUCAUGUUUACGGAGGUACACGAGCUCGCCGCUGCGAUCCGAUCCGGCGAGUACACGUGGGAGGAGCUGAGCGUUGACGACGCCGACAUCCGGCUCAAGUGGGCGGGGAUGUUCCACCGCAGAAAGAGAAACCCGGGCACCUUCAUGAUGCGCGUAAAGAUCCCGAACGGCAUCAUGACCACGGAGCAGCUGAGGUUCUGCGCCGACGCCGUGGGCAAGUACGACCCCUCGGUCGGCGUGCUGGACAUCACCACUAGAAUGGCGCUGCAGCUGCGAGGCGUCACGCUGGAAGACGCGUCCGGGGUGAUCGACAACCUCUACGACCUCGGCCUCACCUCCCUCAUGACCGGGAUGGACAACGUGCGCAACAUGGUGGGCAGCCCCAUCGCCGGCCUGGACCCGCUGGAGAUGGUCGACACGCGGCAGCUCUGUAACGAAAUCAACGACAUGAUCACCGACAACCGCAAGGGCAACCCCGCCCUCACUAACCUCCCGCGCAAGAUCAACAUCGCCAUCUCCGGCGGCCGCGACGACUACGCGCACACCAUGAUCAAUGACAUCGGGCUGCAGCCCCACGCGCACCCUGAAACCGGCGAGAUCGGCUUCAACGUGGUGGUAGGGGGCUUCUUCUCUGUGAGACGGGCGGCGGAGAGCAUCCCCCUCGACAUGUGGAUCAAGCAGAACGACACCGUCGCCUUCUGCAAGGGCAUGCUGUUGGCCUUCCGCAACCUGGGAUCGCGCAAGAAGCGCCAGGAGGCUCGCCUGAUGUUCAUGAUCGAGGAGAUGGGCAUGGAGAAGUUCCGCGAGACCGUCGUGGAGUACGUCAAGGGCGUGGACUCGGCGUUCGAGCCCCAGCCUGCGGCUCCCGCCCCGGAGGAGGCGUUCUCUAGGAGAAACUACGUCGGGGUGCACCCCCAGAAGCAGGAGGGGAAGUCGUGGGUGUGCGUCACCACGCCCGCCGGUCGCUUGAUGGCGGAAGAUGCGCGUAUGGCGGCCGACGUAGCGGAUGAGUACUGCGACGGGGAGAUUCGGCUCACGGUGGACGAGAAGCUCCUGUUCCCUAACGUGGACACGGACAAGUUGCCGGAGAUGACCAAGAUGCCGUUUUUCGAGAAGUUCCCGGUGGACAAGAAGCCGACGAUCACGUCUGGCGUGGUGUCAUGCACGGGGUCCCAGUACUGCGGCCUGGGCCUGGUAGAGACCAAGAACAGAGCGGUGGACUAUGCGGGCAAGCUGGAUGCGAUGCUGGACUUCCCCGAGGGAACCAAGCCGCCCCGUAUCCACUGGACGGGAUGCCCCAACAGCUGUGGCCAGGCGCAGGUGGGCGACAUCGGCCUGAUGGGUGGGCCGGCCAGGGUGAACAAGAAGGCGGUCGAGGGCGUGAACGUGUUCUUGGGGGGAGGCAUCGGCGAGACCCACGGGCUGGGAGAGAUCGCGAUGAAGGGCAUCCCCGCGGCGGAGGAAUCUCUGCUCCCGGUUCUUCGAGACCUCUGCAUCGAAAAGUUCGGGGCGGUGCUUAAAGAAGAGUCUUGAGUUUGUUUAGUCAUCUUUUUUUAGGGGAGGGGGGGGGCAGCGAUAGAGAGAGGAAAGGAUUUUUGGCGCGCAGAGACGAUGCCGGAGUUGCAUUCGCCAGGAUUUGUGAUAAAAUAUACUUGGGGGGUGACAACUGGGUGCCACAACGCCGGCUUUCUCUCCUUCCUCUUCACGGUGCCUGUUAUUUCCUCGACUGUAUCAUGUCUUGCGGUGGGUUGCUUGGGUCUAAUGCUGACACGGAAGCGAGGCGGCCGUUUCGCUCCCUCCUCCAGACGGAGUAGAAGCUCCUUGAGGUCCUCGAGGUCCUUGAGGUGCGGACGGAAAGCUCCUUGAGGUCCUUGAGGUGCGGACGGAAAGCUCCUUGAGGUCUUGAGGUGCGGACGGAAAGCUCCUUGAGGUCUUGAGGUGCGGACGGAAAGCACCAGCCCCCGUCGGAAGCUGCCCCCCACCCCCUGGAAAGUGUCUGCCACAGAGAGCCAAGUAGUCACGGCAGUAGAACAGGGAAGGCCAAUUGCUCGACGCUCUUGCGCAGCGCGCACCAAGCCAGCUAGUGGAGUUGUUGGUCUUGGUCUCUUCUCCGUUUGGGAAGGAAGAAAAUGGAGCGAGAGGACGCCGGUAAAUAUCCCGUUCCGUAGCUUGGGUGGGGUGCCCAGGCUGGGUCUACCAGGUAGGGUGACCGGAGGUAGGAAAAUCGAACCUUGGUUUGACGAACGAGCCAUCGCCAGCUCUGUUGUCAUUCCCAUUGUAACCUGCAAUCAAUCGAUGUGUUCUACAUACACCCUUGAGGGAUUUCGCUUGGUCGCCUCUUGUCUUGAUUCGUAGCGCAUUUCUUCGCUUUCCUCGUCACCUGUUUUCAAAUGCGUUGAUGUACCAGAGGGGAAGAAGGGAUGACGAAUAUUUACAACAUCGGUGUACGUUCCUUCCUCGGGUUGUAUCCUCCCCGCUGAGGCUCGCAGCGACACGAAAGAAAGUGGAGUUGGUCAUGGGACGGUUUUUCCUGAAUGGGGGAGAUGGUAGCGUAACGAAGGCCUUAACACCGCCGGUGAAUUUUUCCCCUCUCCUGGUUUGCGGCCGUGUUUCCGUCGUUGGAUUGAUUGCCCUCUCCUCGCUAAGCCGUUUUUCAUGAUCGUUAAUAGAGCCACGACCGCAGCCGCCGGUGUGGUGCCUCUAAGCAGCUCUCUCUCUCUCUCUGGCAAUUCGAUGCGGUUUGGGACGAGCGGCGGGCGUACUACAGGGAGGGGGCAUUGCUUGGGCACAGAGGACGCGCUGCAGUUGUACCACGUUGCGUUGAGUUUUUACUCUUUGCUGGCUCCUUCAGCCAAGGAAAGUUUCAUGUCGAACAAGCGUUUGUUGCGCUUCGUAGAGUCUUUUUUGGAGUUGUGUUUGAGUGGCGCUUGCAAUCGUAAUGUUAUUUUUCGGACUGUUUAUUUUGGGAGAAAACGUGUCCGUAUUAUGACGGUGGCUGAGAUGCGGGGAGCUCCGGCCCUCUCGAACCA